Messenger RNA from Podospora pseudopauciseta, 1906 nucleotides. RefSeq lists its product as uncharacterized. The record is from RefSeq and is a predicted model, not a curated record. Lineage: Eukaryota; Fungi; Ascomycota; Sordariomycetes; Sordariales; Podosporaceae. The transcript is spliced from 7 exons. The coding region runs from base 41 to 1906 and encodes 621 amino acids.
UCCUAUACCGAUACUUCGUUUUCAGGUCCCAAGUGAUCCAAUGACCGCGAAGGAAUGGCCGCGUGACGUGGUAGACGACCAGAACUUCACUGUGAUUCACGAACUCGCGGCCAAAAGGUUGGACGGCCAAUCUGGCUUAGAUUCCCUCCUUGUUUCUUCCAGAGAGGGCGUCACAAGACUGUAUUACGAAGACGGCCGUUGGAAGAAAGAGCUUAUCGGUAGGGGCGAACCGAAGAGAGAAGACCAGAAAGACAACUCCACCACUCCCGGGUCGGGAGAUCACUGGGGCACUGGUGGCGCCGACAUUGGUAGAGUCGGCAGUGACCGGUAUGCCUAUGUCGCCACCAUCGACCCCUUUCAUUCCACAAAAGUCUGUGUCUACACCAAGCACGACGAUCCAACUCAUCGAGGGUCGAAGUGGAAGCGCCAUGUUCUCGACACCUACGGAACACCGACGCAGCAGAAGCAUUGGGGAGAUGGUCCUGGUCACUAUGUGACAUGCGCUGAUAUAGAUGGUGACGGCGUCGAUGAGAUCCUCCUUAGCAUGUUUGGGCCGCUCGAUCGGAAUGAUGAUGGGUCACUCAAGGCUGCAAAGGGCAUAUUGUGCUAUAAGCCCAUUCACCUCGAAGAUGGCGUCUUCGCGAAAUGGCAUCCUAUCGUAGAAUCCUCUGGAAGAUGCGAUGUCGGAAACUUUUACGGUAAUGGAAAGCGCGAUAUCGUCUCAAUCAGCUAUAGCGUCAAAGAUUACUACCAGGAACUGCAUCCGGCAAUGAGACUCUACAAGAAUCUAACAAGGGACGACCUGCAAACGAUCUCCGUCAGUUGCCAGAGACCGACGAACUCCAUCUUUGGAACGGUAUGGGAGACGAUUUCAGGAAAAGAGACCGAAAAAGACGCGCGGACAGACGCCGGGAAAGAGAUCAUGGUUUACCUUCCGGACCCCGUCAACAUCAGCAAUCGCGCUCCCGCCGGCCUGAUCAAACAGGACCUGAUCGAAGUCGCCGACAUUGAAAUCAGCGUCGAGGUCCACCCCAGCGGCCGAGAGGUGAAAGCCGAGGCAAAUGAGGGCAUCAAGGUUUUGUACGGGAGCCUGGCCGAUGCGAAGGAUCAGAAAGUGAAACGGACACCUUUCGGGACCAACCGAUUCCCAGACAAGGAGUCGCUGAAACCUCCCAGACCUGAGCAACAACCCUCAAAGAAAGAACCGGCCAGCCCAUCAGUUUACACUUUCACAGCAGAUCAAUGCUCGGGCGCCAUAAUCCUCCGCCUGACGCCGACCGACACGACCGACACAUUCAAAACUUACCGGAAAGCAACAGACGUCGACGACAAGGUCCAGACUCUUUUCGAUCUCGGCAACUUUGGACUAGAGACCCCGAAACUGAAGUUUUCCAAGGUCGAGAAGCUCUGGUGGGGAGAGGAGUUCACCAACGUGGAAUUUUACAAUCUGACAGGAUUUCACUUUCGUUUCCUCGAGACCAAGCAACAUGUUGCGCAUAUGCAGUUCUGGAUUGCAGGCCCAAAAGUAGAUGCUAGGCUUCAUGAUCACACCGAUCAAGCUUUCAGGGAACUUCACACUUGCCUGUCUCAAGGAACACCACAGGAACAAGUCUCUGGUACUGCUAAGCAGGGCGGGAUGGUGGCUCCCAGGAAGGAAUACUACAGCAAGUCCUUUGAGGACGUGAAGAAGCUUGAGGAGAAGUUGAACGAGGGGGCAUUCGAUUACUGCGCGCUGAUGCCCCUCGAGGAGCAUGGUAAGAUCUGGCAUACGCUUAACGACGGACGAACAAUUUACCGUAAGAAUGGGACGGUGUCGUACCCGGCUCAUGCCUGGAGAGCUGGUGUGGGAAACGCGGGGGAGAAUGUAGAUGUCUGGAUGGCCCUCGAAUUUGAUGCCCGGGUCUGA